GAACCUUCUUCUUGACUAAGCCCUACUCCACGCCCCCUUGCUCACACCCGAACCAGCCUUGCUCCUCCACACUCAUCGCACCUUCGCGCCCCCUUGCACUUGCCUAAGCUUGCUCGCUACACCCUCUAUGCCUCUCUUUCUGCACACCAAAUCAUGCGCGCCUCCUGCAUUCUAUGCACCCAGAUCACUUGCACUCUGCCCCAGCCUACACUCUGCUACGCUCGGCCUUGCUUCUUGCACCAACUUUGCUCUGCACUAACUCUUGCGCUCUGCACCAAAUCCCCUUGCUCUGCACCAGAUCGCCUGCACUCUGCUUGCCCUGCUGCACCAUAGCCUGCACUUUGCCGCGCCUCUGCACUCUAUGCCCAAUCCCAUGCCCUUGCCUCCUGCACGCUACAGCCAUACAGAAAAAAACAACAUAUGCCAGACAAAAUCAUGAUUGACAGAGCAAAUUUUUUUUUUUGUUAUUUCAUUUAUUUCCUUUUAUUUUAUUUGGGUAUAUAUAUAGGAAAAAUUAGAUCAAAACGGCGGGAAUUUGGCUUGUUUGAAUGUGGUGUGGUGUUGACGGUGGAGAAGAGGAACGUUUUUUUUACUGGAAGGAGACUGUAUGAGAAAGGAGAUUGUCAAAUUGCAAGAGGGAUUUCAUCUUUGGUUUACAUUGUUAGGUAUAGCUCUGAACAUAGGAUUUUUGUUAGGAAAAUGGUGAAGGAGAUGGUGGAAGCUUGAUCCCGUGGGUGGGAUUCCUUCCAUUAAAUCCAGAUCUGUUCUUCUUUCAAAAAUCCACCGUGCUUGUUUUUAUCUUUUUGUGAUGUUUGUUUCUUUAGAUUUGAUGUUAAGAUUGUGUAUGUUUUGUUGGAAAAAUGAAUGAAAAAAAAAUGUUCAG
Rubroshorea leprosula is the source of this 883-nucleotide messenger RNA. The record is from the annotation of a GenBank genome assembly. NCBI's taxonomy places the organism in Eukaryota, Viridiplantae, Streptophyta, Magnoliopsida, Malvales, Dipterocarpaceae.